UCAAUAUAAACACGCAAUGUAAAUAUAGAUAUAUGCUGCCCUAAAAGAGAAGGAGAGGUGAAACGUGUUCUAAGAAGUCGUUUCCGAGCUGUCAAGCUUGAGUAGUUGUACUGCCUCGGGCCACAAGACAUUAUACUAAACGAAAGCAGAGAAAAUGCAAUAUGGCGACAGGGAUUACCAUACCAUCGAUAGAGCUGAAAAGGUUUAUUUCCUGUGAUUGUUUGUGUGAUUGAUUGGAACGAGAAAGUUUACAUCUGGAUAUUGUAACAUAGAUCGAUGCUCCAAAUAAUGAACCUGGAUUAAGUGUCAAAAAAAGUGUUCUUCUUGUCUUUUAAUUAUUUCACUGGAGUACUUGUAUAAAAAAUAGAUUUUUUUUUAAACCUGAGUUCUUAAUUGGAAAUGUAUUCAUGAAGGAUAUUUAUAACGUGCCCAUUAACCCUAUGACCAAAUCAUCAGAAACAAUGGUAGAAGGGCUGGAAAGCCAAAAUGGAUAUUCUUGUUUAUCAUUAAAAGUCCUUGGACAUUCCACGUGUAAACUACUGUCCAAUCAUCUGGAUAUUCCUGCAGACAUUGUGACAGAAAAUGGAUUAACUCCAGACGUGUUUGGAUUAGCCGAACUAGCUGGAUUUGAUUCCAGUUACGUUAGGCGAUUGGCAACAAAACCAGAGAAGACUGUUGUGCUGUUAGAGGCGUGGUCCAGAAAAUCCGACGGAACCAUCGGAAGGCUUCUGACGUCUUUGGAUGCUCUUGGAAGACUUGAUUGCAAAACCGAUAUUACUCCCAGUAUUGCAAGAGAUAUCAAGAAUUGGCUGGACAGUGAUACCAAAGAACCAAACCGUUUAGUCGUAGAUACCCCACGCACCCAACCUCCAAAGUUACGUCUUCCUGCUCCAACACCAAACAACUUCCAGCGAGGGGACAUAUUCUCCUCGCCAGUGGACAGUGUCUCUUCACCAGUGUCCCCCACAAAGUCCACAGGAGACCAAAGUGACCACAGCGAUGGACCAUUGACCUUGGACGAUCUUGAUGGAAACCAGGCAUCGUAUGUUGCUUGUAUAUGUUGCUCAGAUGAAGACAUAGAAAUUGCUCACACGAUUAUCGAAGCCUACAGAGAGGUAACGAAUACUGUACAAUUCUUCCUUCCCCAGGAACAACUAUUGGGCGGAAAAUACGAGUACGAAUCCCUAGCAGAGGUCAUUGAAGACAGGUGUGACGGUCGCCUUCUUGUCAUUAUGUCGAAGACUUAUGGUGCCAGUUCUGCCUGUAUAUUCUCCACACAGUUCGUCAAGUCCUUAGAUCCAGACGCAAAGAGAAGAAAGAUCAUCCCCAUCAUAAAGGAUGAAGACGCCUCCUAUCCCAGGGUUCUCCGCGGCAUCAAUGCAAUAAAGCUCCAACGUCUCAAAUAUACUCUACCAUUCUGGAAACUUCUGUCUGCUUCUUUGGAAAUAAAAUACAUUCCCAAGUAUAAUCCGUCAGACAGUUCCUUUUCGUCUUCAUCCAGCGCCAGUGCAAACAGUUCAUCCAACUCAUAUUCAAGCAAUAGUUUAUCAGUUCCUUCCUCCUCGAUGAAUUCGUACUCUUCGUCAUCGUCAGGCAAAUCUAACCGCUCUAGGACUUUUUCAAUAGAAUCUCUGGAAAGUAUCAUCGAUAACGAAGAAGUGCCAGACGUGUCCCGGAUACAUAACAUACAGCGACCAUUUUCGUCAAACAACUGUGGUCAAAACAUAUCCAAGUCCAGUAAUUGUCAUAGUAAAAUGUCAAAAUCCCCCAAAACGGAAGCUGUGCAGAAAGAUUUUUCAUCUUUGGACAACACUGAAAAGGUGCGGCUUCGACAUUCGAACAGUGAUCAAAAAAUGGCAAAUUCUUCAGACAAUUCAUGUUCCAGUUGCAACCCAGGAACCGUGAAAAAAUCCAGUAAAAAAUUUGUGACGAAAAUCAUGAAAACAUUUAGAUUUAGAAGUAAAAGCUCAAAGUCCUUGAUUGAUGAUCCCGGUAAUUCUUCGAAAACGCCUACAACAUUUCGAUCUACUUCAGAGCCUGUUGAAGGCAUCCAGAGAUCAUUCAAGUCGUGUGAUGACAUUUUCGGUGAACAAAGAAGAGAAAAGUCCAAACUUCACUUUGUUCAAAACAUUGUAACUUCCAUAAAGACUGGCAUUUCCGGUUCCAGAGAAUUCACGAAAAGUGGACAAAAUCUGACUCCGGGGACGAGUUGUGAAAGAUUAUCUUCUCCGGUUCGAUCUUCGAGUAGUCUUCAAUCGAACGACGCAGCUCCUGGUGUUGAACUUCCGCUUAAUAUCAGCAUGGACACUUUUAACGUGAUUCAGAGAGAGUAUUCUUUUGAAGGCAAUUCAGAGUCAGCUAUCAUGCGAUCAUCUAACAGUUACUCAGACACCAAUACGGAAUCGGCCAUUCUGCGAGGGGCCGGAUCGACCGAAAGCAUAGAUGACAAUAAUGCACAAUUUUCACUUUGUUGAUUAUUAUUUGGCAAAAUAUUGAAAAGUCCCUUUAUACAUGUGUGAUGAGAUUUGUGUGAUGAAUUAGAAAAUGAAAAAUAUGUAUACACUUUGGAUGUUGAUAGGUUCAAGUCUAAUGUCUGUUAUUUUUUUUAAUACGAAAGUAAAUUCGAAGGUUUGUUGGGAAGGGUGGUUAUUAAGCUAAAUGUUUUUAUGGCAUUUUGAAUAUAUUUGUGUUUAAUGUUUCCUGAUGCAUGUGAAUAUAUAUUUGUAAAGUAUUAUCAAUUGUGUUUUAAAACCAUAGUGUAUGUGUAUAUACGUGUAUGUAAAUGUAAAAAUCUAUAUGACAUUUAUUA
This is a messenger RNA of Saccostrea echinata, 2809 nucleotides long. RefSeq lists its product as uncharacterized. The transcript has 7 exons. The record is from RefSeq and is a predicted model, not a curated record. Gene Ontology annotation, molecular function: protein binding. Lineage: Eukaryota; Metazoa; Mollusca; Bivalvia; Ostreida; Ostreidae. Bases 408 to 2474 code for a protein of 688 amino acids. Gene Ontology annotation, biological process: signal transduction.